UAAAAAAUAAUUAUCGGACAUAUUUAUUUAUAUGAAAAAAUUACUUUCUCCAUGAAAUUUAUCCAAAAUUAGAACCCGUCGAUGAAAUCGUGGAGUUUAAUUCAAUCAUAGGGUCGCAACUAAAUAAGUAACACGAAAAGCAUUUUAACCAACUAAGGAAAAAAAAAAGGAAAAAAGAAAAGCAUUUUUGACCGCAUCUUCGCUUAGCAAUGGGAAACACUUGGCAAUGGGCAUAUUCUCUGCGUGGUCCCACUUUCAGUAAGCCUCGAAGCACACUGAUGGACCCUUUCCCUCUCCAAUUCAAUGUAGUCGACGCCGUCGCCGGCAGCUGUGGCGGUGUUUGUUUCACUCUUCAAGAUCAGUGCCGCCGACAGAGCACUCGUCAAUCUCACUUGAAGUUCCCUCGGGGUAGAAAUGCCUGUAUGCUUCCGGCUGGCUGUUGUCCGAUUCCCCAUGUCGCAAUCCUGUUCCGGUUGAAGUUUCGUCGGCUUCCAAGCGAUGAUUGACGAGUUCUUCUUUGGUUGCAUUCUCUUAGCGCUUGGGAGUACGGAGAAUGAAGAAGAAAGAAGAAGAAGAUUCAGACCUUUUGAAAUCGAGUCGACCCCUCAUGCUCGUCCUCGGUUAGUGGCGAACCGGGAUAUGAGUAUGACGUCUUCCUGAGCUUCAGGGGAGAAGAUACUCGCAAGGGAUUCACUGAUGGCCUCUACACUGCCCUUGAAGGUGCUGGGAUCCGUGUCUUCAGGGACAAUGAGAGGCUCGGCAUCGGCAAGGAAAUUAGUCCUGAACUUCUUCACGUAAUCAAGCGGUCUAGCUUCUCCAUACCCAUCUUCUCUGAAAACUAUGCAUCCAGUAAGUGGUGCCUCAAGGAGUUUGCCUUCAUGAUGGAGUGCAGGGAGGCAAGGAAGCAGAUCAUGCUUCCCAUCUUCUACGAUGUCACGCCAAACAUAGUCCAACACCAGACCGGGAGUUACGCCAGAGCCUUUCAGCAGCACGCCAAAAAGCAAGACCCUGAGACUGUUCAAAGGUGGAAGAGAGCUCUUGCAGAGGUUGGAUCUUUGAAGGGUUGGGAAUUAAAGAACGCGGCCAAUGGACAUGAAGGAAAAUUGAUUAAGAUGAUAGUCACAAAGGUUUUGAGGGAGUUGAAGAAGGCUCAUCUUUGUGUCAACAACAACUUAGUAGGGAUCGACAAUCACAUGAAAGCAGUCAUGAGAAUGCUGAGUGUCGAUGCGCCAGAUGUGAGGUUUAUUGGUAUAUGGGCAUGGGGGGCAUUGGAAAGACGGCACUUGCUGAGGUCGUCUAUAACCAGAUAUUGGAUGAUUUUGGCAGUUGCAGCUUCCUACAAGAUGUACGAGAAACAUCAGGGCUCAGCCAAAACGGUCUUUGGCAAUUGCAAAGUCAACUUGUUGCUGACCUCUUGAAGUGUGACCGCCUGGAGUUUGCUACCAUUGAUGAAGGAAUAAGCUUACUCAAGCGUAGGUUUCAUGAGAUGAAGGUCCUCAUUCUUCUCAAUGAUGUUGAUAGUGUUGAUCAACUCAAUGCACUGGCUGCAGACCUUGACUGGUUCGGCCAAGGGAGUAGAAUCAUCAUCACCACUAGAAACAAGGGCGCUUUAGAAGUCCCUCAAGAGCAUCAGGUCUAUGAAGUAAAGGAAAUGGAGAAAGAGCAGGCCCUCCAACUAUUUUACAAGCAUGCCAUAAGGAGAGAUGCUCCCGCAGUUAGACUGAGAGCUCUAUCAGAAGAAAUUGUCAAAAGAACGGGAGGUCUUCCGCUAGCUCUUGAAGUUAUUGGCUCUUUUCUGCAUGGGAAAAGUGAGUAUACGUGGAAGGCAACAUUGCAGAAGUUGAAGAUAGUGCCAAAUAACGAAGUCGAAUUCAAGUUGAGGAUUAGCUAUGAUGCAUUAGAGCACGAACAACAACAAAUGUUUUUAGAUAUUGCAUGCCUUUUCAGCUGGAAAGAUAAAAAGACAGUAGCUCACAUGUGGGAAGAUCAGUAUAAAUUUUCUCCGGAAGCUGAUAUUGAAGUCCUCCAACUACUGUCUCUUAUUAAGAUUGGAGAGGACAAUAUGCUACGGAUGCAUGAUCAGCUUCGAGAUCUUGGUAGGGGAAUCGUUCGGCAAGAAAACCCUAAAGAUCCAGGGAAGCAGAGUAGGUUGUGGGGCGACGAAGCAGUUGAUGUGCUGCUGAACAAUCAGCGGUCGAAAAAUAUAGAAGCCAUCCGACUUGAAUAUCAGAUUGGGUUGGAGUGCUACUGUUUUACGCCUAGCCAGUUUAGGAAGCUAUCAAAGUUGAGAUUUCUCCAACUAGACUGUGCUAAUCUUGCUGGCGAUUUUGAGAAUCUUCUACCAACCCUGAGAUGGCUUUGGUGGAAAAUACCUUCACUCAACUGCACAGCGACAAAUUUGAAUGCAAAGGACCUACUCAUCCUUGAUUUGUCAGAUAGCAAGGUCACACAUAAUUGGAAUGCUUGGAACUCAAUUCAGAUGAUGGCGAUGAAGCUGAAAGUUCUUGACCUCAGCUACUGUAAAGAACUUGCUCGAACUCCUGAUUUGUCUCCAUUUUGCAACCUGGAGAGGUUAAAUCUAAGAGAUUGCGAAAGACUGCAGGUGAUUGACCCUUCCAUAGAUCUCAGACUUGAUCAAUCAAAAAUUAGUGAGCUUCCAGAGUCGAUUGGAUCGUUAGUGACAUUGCAACAGCUAACGGUAGCAAGCACUCCUCUAAGAGAGCUUCCGAAGUCCAUUGGGGGUUUGAAUUCAUUGGUCAAGUUGGUUCUAUCCAAGAUAAGGGUGGCAAUAUUGCCCGAUUCCAUUGAGAAUCUGAUUAAUCUGCAAGUGCUUAAGAUUGAUCAUAGUUCAGUCCAAUCUAUACCUACUGCUCUUGGACAGUUAGAGAAACUUGAAUCCAUAGACACUUCAGGGUGUCGAUUACUAGGACAAAUUCCAAUCGAGCUUGGGAGGCUAUCCCUUUUAAAGGUCCUGCUAUUGCGUCAUACAAAUAUUAGCAGCAUUCCAGUGACAAUUGAGGGCCUUCCUUGUCUUAAGACUCUUGAUUUAGCAUGGUGCACACAGCUAAGAACUCUCACUAACUUGUGAGUCAUCGGUGCCAAUACCAAAUCUCCCUGAUUUGAUUAACCUAAAGAAGAUAGAAUUUGUCCGGUCGGUGGUUCCCAAGGAGAUUUUGGAGUUGUCGAAGUUGGAGAAGCUGCAUAUAUCUCAGUCAAAUGUUAGCAUCUUACUGGACGGAAUUGGCACGUUGGCUAUGCUUAAUAAUGUCAAUCUCCAAUGCCUUCUCGAACUUCCAUUGGGUCUGCAUAAGCUAUGUAUAUCACGUUGUCAUUCCCUUGCAAGAUCGACAGUGCUUUCAAAUUUGCAAAAGUUAUCUGAAUUAAAGCUGCACGACUGCCCUGAGCUUGUUGAAAUUGAGAGCCUCGGUGAUCUAGCGUCAUUGAGAACUUUUGUACAUUUCUUUCUGCCGAAGGAUAGCUAAACUUGAUGGCCUUGAUAAGCUGGAAUCUUUGAUACAUCUGGCUGUUUCUGCAUGUGAAAAUCUUGAGAGGCUGCCAGAUCUAUCCAAGUUGAGUGCAUUGUCCUCGAUGAAGGUAAACGUUUGUGAAAAGCUUGUUGAAAUUCAAGGCGUUAGCAGUUUGCAUGCCUUGACUCGGUUGACAGUUUGUGCGGUGUCCAUUUAAACAUUGAAUGUAUAAAACCUAAAGUCAUUGGAUUAUGUAGGUGUUCGGGGCUGCACUAGGCUAAAAGGACUUGACGGGCUUGAUAAAUUGGGAGCAUU
Molecule: messenger RNA, 3782 nt
Organism: Punica granatum (pomegranate)
Lineage: Eukaryota; Viridiplantae; Streptophyta; Magnoliopsida; Myrtales; Lythraceae
Source: RefSeq, a predicted model, not a curated record